AUGUCGAAGAGCUCUUUUAAAGCAUUCGUCGAGUACAAGGGACCUGAAGGAGGAUUUCGUGUCAAACUGGCGGAUAACGCUGACGACCUUUCCGAGGAGGAGACGGAGGAUGAUGACCGCACUAGCAGGUGUUACUCUGAGAUCACCGACAGUGAAAGUGAUAUCCAACCAUUUGCUGCACAGAAACAAAAAGCUGAAGCGAAGAAAAGGCAUGAUAAGGCUUGGUUUGCUGCUAAAGAGUUGGUGGAUAGUGAGAGAAGAUAUGUGGAUAAAUUGCGGUUGUUAGAUGAGAUAUUCCGAGAAAGAGUGGUAAAAGAAGCGGCCAUCGACAAAGACAAGCAGCACAAGAUAUUCGCAAACAUUGCUAGUUUGUAUCAAUUCCACAAUACUCACUUCCUUCCUCAAUUAAUGGAGGCAAGCCGAGAUUGGCACACAACGAAAAGGUUUGCAAGACUUUUCCAAUGCUCCUCAGACUUUCUUAAAUGUUACCUAUUUUUAUUUUGACC
Molecule: messenger RNA, 506 nt
Organism: Strongylus vulgaris
Lineage: Eukaryota; Metazoa; Nematoda; Chromadorea; Rhabditida; Strongylidae
Source: the annotation of a GenBank genome assembly